Nematostella vectensis (starlet sea anemone) is the source of this 1305-nucleotide messenger RNA. RefSeq lists its product as uncharacterized. Lineage: Eukaryota; Metazoa; Cnidaria; Anthozoa; Actiniaria; Edwardsiidae. The coding region runs from base 69 to 950 and encodes 293 amino acids. The transcript has 4 exons. The record is from RefSeq and is a predicted model, not a curated record.
UUAUUAGAGUAACGGUGAAAAAUAUCUUUUAUCGUCAAUUCUGGGGAGUGUCAUAACUUCCCAGAAGCAUGGCAAGAGAGCUAAUUCUCGGCGUUUACCUUUUCACAAUAAUCGCCAAAAUGGUUGCAUUGAUUCGUAGCUGUGAGGCCACACCCAACAGUAGAGGAAAUACGUUUGUACCCCAUUUUCAGAGUCGCCUCACCUUGUCAUUAAGCCAAAACAGAACGAUGCUGAAACAAUGGAGCAAAGGUGACGACAGUUGUAUCUACGCUUGUUUGAGAAUGCCUUGGUGUAUUUCUGUUAACGUUAACGUAACUGCUCUAAAAUCCGGCAUCAAAGAAGGAUCGGUUUGUGAGCUUUUUGAUAUUACCUUCGAUACUGAGUGGGCCUCGUUGGAAAAAGAUGCUAAUUUUACACACUACAGUGUAAAGAUUUCUGGAGCUACUCCCUGUGAAGCCUGCGAACCUCGCAACCGGCAUCUCAAUGUCUCCGUCAUUUCCGAGGGCUAUGAUGAUCCGGCUAAAAAUUCAAACAAUGGACUUGCCCGGAUUUUUGUUGAUGGCAAAGAUUACUCCCUAAAUAAAAGAGGGCAUAACAUCGUGGCGUUUUCAACCAACGGUUCAUUCAUAAGUCGAGCUGCUUUUGACUCGCACCCGUCGUCCUCGACAGCUCCGAUAGAAAUGGCUGCCUACAUCGAAAGUUUGCCUAGCAACACCGUGAUCAUUAUUGCCGUGAAAGACACAGCUGGAUCCACCGGCGCUGCAGCGCACCAGGCGAUCCAGAGUAUCGGAGGUGUCAGCCCUCUGUGGCCGGAAUACAGGGCCUCGUGGUGGAUGGUUGGUCACAAAGGGGGACCUCGCACGUGGGUGUCGCAGGGCGGGGCUGAUAGGUACAAGGGCCCCUCUAAGGGACAGGUUAUGGUACCCCUGGAAGAAGGUUGUGCACCAUAACUUAAAUCACACAGACCGAGCUUUAGGUAGAACGAGUAUAUAGCACGAGAGCACGAGUAUUGUUAAGAUAAUGCAAGGAGUGUUACAAGACGUUUUCCAAUUCGCUUUCAUCUUGAGUGGACAUAUGUUCUGUUUGUCUUUGUAAGACACUUUACACUUUAUUCUUUAAGUCAAGUAUUUGCCUCCACUAUCGUUUGUAGCCCUCCCACUUUGACUAUCUCUUGCAGGUCUUAACCAAGGAUGUGUUUAAUUUUAAUUUCGUGGCCGAAAAGUUAUUUUCUUCUCUCAUUUUAGAAAACUAUUUGAACAUUAAACUCUUUUUCUUUUCUUUGUUAUCAAAAUUCACUUGCCACUC